UUCAAAAGCACAUGAGGUAAUUGCUUGAUUAAACUAGGAAUGUUAAUAUAUUUUAUUUUUGUCUUUUUAGGUUUAUGGACAAAUUUUGCACUGAAAUAAGGAGCAUCAACAAGCCUCAUUUGCCCCCAUAAACUGUGACCUCAUUGGUUUUCAUCAUUUACAUCAUAAAAUGAAGUGUUAAGAUCUAGUUAUGUUGUGGAUUUUUUUAUGACAUAUAUACCUGUAUACACUGGACAUAUACUCACAUAUAUACUAUGUAAUCACAUAUAUUUGUAUACACCAUACACACCUAUACUGUAGUGUUUUAUAUAUUGGAAUCACUGUGUUAAGCAUUUAACCUACAUGCUCGAAAUCACAAGACCCAUAAAUUGAGGUCAAAUAUUAUCUACAUCUAAUAAAGUUUGUGCCACUUGUUGUAUGAGCACAUGCUGAUGAAUACUAUUUGAAAUGUAAUAAUUGGGAUCAAUAAGUAACCUCUGAUAGUGUUAUGGCCAACCCCAUCCAAACAUAGGGUUAAUUCAACUUGGCACUGCUGAGGAUGCACCUGAGACUCUUUUCUCCCAAAGUUGUGAAAAACCUUUCUUUAUCAAAUAUAGUGGCCCACCUCAAACCAGAGUUUGCCAAGGUUGUCAGGAUGAUUAACUGUUAUCUGUGAGAUUUGUAGACUUUUGGACUCACUCUGGCCAUAAAACUGAUGGCCCCAGGCCCAUCCAGACCGGGGCCCAGUGCAGCAGUGCCCCCCGGCCCCAGAGAGCCUGGGACAGUCCACCCAACCCCACCGCAGAGAAAACUGCACCCACCCCACCAUCCACUCAUCUUCCAGACUACAUAAGACAAUAGACGCCCAGGCUGAGAGAAUGACGUUCCUGAUGUGAGCGAAUGAGUUACACAUUUGCUGCAGUACUUCUACACGGCAUCAUCAGGAAUUCCACAUUUUCCUGAGUUUGUGACUGUGGGCGUGUUAGAUGGGCAGCCAUUCACGUACUAUGACAGUAAAAUAAAAAAAGAGAGUCCCAAGCAGGACUGGAUGGCAAAGAGUGAAGGAGCUCUGUACUGGGACAGACAGACUCGGGCAUCCAUCGCGGAUGAGCAGAUCUUCAAAGGGAACAUUGAAUUUGUGAAGCAGCGCCUAAAUGAAACAGGGGGUGUGCAUGUUUAUCAGGAGAUGUAUGGCUGUGAAUGGGAUACUGAAACAAAUAAUGUGACCGGCUAUGAUCAGCUGGGUUACGAUGGCGAGGACCUUUUGGCGUUUGACCUUAAGACAGAGACGUGGAUCGCUCCAAAGCAGCAGGCAGUCAUCACUAAACAAAAGUACGACUCUGACAGAGCUCUCUCAGCCAGACAGAAGAACUACUUCACUCACAUUUGUCCCGAGUGGCUGAAGAAGUAUCUGAACUAUUCAGGGAGCUCUCUGAGGAGAACAGUUCUUCCCUCAGUGUCUUUCCUCCAGAAGUCUUCCUCCUCUCCAAUCACCUGCCACGCUACAGGUUUCUAUCCACACAAAGCCAAACUGUUCUGGAGGAAAGAUGGGAAAGAGCUUCAUGAGGGUGUGAACAGAGGAGAGAUCCUGCCCAACAAUGAUGGGACCCUCCAGAUUUCUGCUGAUCUGGAUCUUUCAUCAGUCAAACCUGAGGACUGGAGGAGCUACGAUUGUAUGUUUCAGCUCUGUGGUGUGAAUAAGGACAUCAUCACCAGACUGGACAGAGCAGUGAUCAGAACCAAUGAAGGAAAUUCCCUCUUCAUGAUCAUCCACAUGAUUCUUGCUCUGGGUGUUCUUGCUGUGAUCACUGUGAUUGUAUUCAUUAUCUACAAAAAGAAGACAGACAAACGACCUCCAUCUCCUGUAGAAAACCGUGAGGUCCAAGAGAAAAUUAUUCCUUAUGAAGCCUAAAUGACAGACAUCACUGCUCACAGUGAGUUCAUACAUUAAAUGGACUUUUUCCUGGGUAGUGUAACAGCCUUCAAAUGUAUUGGAGGUCAACGUUCAUCAAUGUGGGGUCAGCUGGCUACCUGACUACACUGAAUGAACAGAUUUUUCCAUUAAUACAUUUUGUCUUCCCUGAUGACA
This is a messenger RNA of Maylandia zebra (zebra mbuna), 2068 nucleotides long. Lineage: Eukaryota; Metazoa; Chordata; Actinopteri; Cichliformes; Cichlidae. The record is from RefSeq and is a predicted model, not a curated record.